UUGUCUCUGGUGAUCGUACUGGGAUUUGGAUUUGGUGCAUCUCAACGGGAUGCUUACGGCUUUACUAUGCACUGCUCUCAGAAAUGUAAGCACUCCGCUAGUGAUCGUCAGCCAAACCCAGUAUUUACCUCUGCCACGAACCGCGAGGCGAGAUCGGCCCUGAAAUGUGAAUAUGUUAGAAAGAUAGCUGCAGAUGCAUGCAUGGUUGGAAGUCUCCCAACACCACAAUCGACAAGGGUACCACCGGGCUUAAUUCGAGCCAAUGAAUUCUAUCCUUGUACGUAUACCACGAGCUCUGGCUAUAGUGGAAUGAAGAUUUACCCUUACUCUGAUUACCGGCUCUGUACAUUUCAUGUUCUUAAAAUGCACAACUUGCUUUUAGGCGAAUGUGCUGCAGACUUGCGAUGGUCUCGCCAGCAGAAACAUCUGCAAGAUCAAGCAGUCUGUGCUUGUGCAAACUCGCAUCAACCAUUGGAGCACCUUUUACCUCCUCAGGCCCCAGCAUCUAGGCAGUCGACUUCUUUAUCCGCCGUCCCUCGUCAAUACCCACAACAUUACAUUAGGCAGACGUCCGUCGGAGCUGGGAGUGAAGUUGUUCUCCGUCACCACCCACAUCAUCAUAAUCAACACCAUCUAAGUCGGCGGGACAGGUCUCUCUUGACCACCUCCAUGCUCGUAGCACCUCCCUCGUCCUCGCAAAUCCAGCAUAUCCAAAACCCCACCGCCGUGGCCUAUCACCAGCAGCAUCCCCAUAGACAAUCCCUCCCACCAGUUAUCGGUGGCGAUCAGCAGCGUUUCGAGCCAACAGCUGCUGUCUACGCCGCAAUGUUGAAGGAAGUGCACAUUCGAUAG
Messenger RNA from Mesocestoides corti, 852 nucleotides. The record is from the annotation of a GenBank genome assembly. Lineage: Eukaryota; Metazoa; Platyhelminthes; Cestoda; Cyclophyllidea; Mesocestoididae.